Messenger RNA from Gorilla gorilla gorilla (western lowland gorilla), 1181 nucleotides. It is a transcript of the gene CAPZA3, whose product is annotated as capping actin protein of muscle Z-line subunit alpha 3. Gene Ontology annotation, molecular function: actin filament binding. Gene Ontology annotation, biological process: barbed-end actin filament capping; actin cytoskeleton organization. Gene Ontology annotation, cellular component: cortical cytoskeleton; F-actin capping protein complex. NCBI's taxonomy places the organism in Eukaryota, Metazoa, Chordata, Mammalia, Primates, Hominidae. The transcript has a single exon. The record is from RefSeq and is a predicted model, not a curated record. The coding region runs from base 262 to 1161 and encodes 299 amino acids.
ACACUGUCAGGUGACUGUCAUUUUUUCCUUUUCAUCUGAAUUCCCAUUGUGAUAUCAUCAGAGGUUCCACACUUCACAAGGAAAGCUUCUUAUGACCUCAUCAGGAGGCUCAGACCUUGCCAGACUGCCUGCUUUCAUGGAUAGACAUAAUAACCUUCAGCUUGAAUGUUAACACCUUGAUGGGAAAGGUGUCUCAUGGAAUGUUUUCUUAUCCUUUGAACACUACUCAUUUCAGAAGCUUUGCUUCUGUUGCAACCAAACAUGACACUUAGCGUGCUGAGCAGGAAGGACAAGGAAAGAGUAAUUCGCAGACUGUUAUUACAGGCCCCUCCAGGGGAAUUUGUAAAUGCCUUUGAUGAUCUCUGUCUGCUUAUCCGUGAUGAAAAACUUAUGCACCAUCAAGGUGAGUGUGCAGGCCACCAACACUGCCAAAAAUAUUCUGUACCACUCUGCAUCGAUGGAAAUCCAGUACUCUUGUCUCACCACAAUGUAAUGGGCAACUACCGAUUUUUUGACCAUCAAAGCAAACUUUCUUUCAAAUAUGACCUGCUUCAAAAUCAGCUGAAAGACAUCCAAAGUCAUGGUAUCAUUCAGAAUGAGGCAGAAUACCUGAGAGUUGUUGUUCUGUGCGCCUUAAAACUGUAUGUGAAUGACCACUAUCCAAAAGGAAAUUGCAACGUGCUGAGAAAAACUGUCAAAAGUAAGGAGUACUUGAUAGCUUGCAUUGAAGAUCACAACUAUGAAACAGGAGAGUGCUGGAACGGACUUUGGAAAUCUAAAUGGAUUUUCCAAGUUAACCCAUUUCUAACCCAAGUAAAAGGAAGAAUAUUUGUGCAAGCUCACUUCUUCAGGUGUGUCAACCUUCAUAUUGAAAUAUCCAAGGACCUGAAAGAAAGCUUGGAAAUAGUUAACCAAGCUCAACUGGCUCUAAGUUUUGCAAGGCUCGUGGAAGAGCAAGAGAACAAAUUUCAAGCUGCAGUCUUGGAAGAAUUACAGGAGUUAUCCAAUGAAGUCCUGAGAAAAAUUCUACGAAGGGAUCUUCCAGUGACCCGCACUCUUAUUGACUGGCACAGGAUACUCUCUGACUUGAAUCUGGUGAUGUAUCCUAAAUUAGGAUAUGUCAUUUAUUCAAGAAGUGUGUUGUGCAACUGGAUAAUAUAAAGAAUUGCUCCUGGUAACUA